AUGACUACAAACAACACCCCCCAAUACGACUCCAUGGCCAAUUACACAGUCAACCACUGGGUCCGCCCAACGCCCGCAAACCAGGGCACGCGCCGCAGCGCCGCCGGCCGAGGAUUGUUUUCUGGAUUGCAGGAUGUCAAGCAUUACAAUGUCGAAGAAGGGUGGGCAAAGCGACAGGUUGUUGAGGCGCCGGAGCAGAAAAAGGCGGAGGGGUUUUGGGCGUGGUGGUUUGGGAAUCGCAUGAGUAGCGAACUUUUCGAAGAUAAAGUUGCUGGCAAAGUUACAAGUGGCGCUCUCUUGACCGCCGCGGCCGCCCUGAUGGGCUCGGCCAUGGCCAGCGACCACCGCCGUCACGGCCACGAGGCUUUCCACCACCGUCGUGAUCUCGAGACUCCGGCCAGCACCUGUGGCUGCACCACCAGUGUCAUCACCUACUGGGGCUCUCCUACCAUCAUUCCCUUCUCUGCUCCUCCUACCCCAUCCCCGGAGCCCACCACCACCUCGACCACCACCACGACUCUGCACUCGACCAGCUACGCCACUGUGACUGUCGAGGCCUCGUCGUCGGCUCCCCCUCCUCCGCCUCCCUCCCCAACUUCCACAACUUCCAUCGCGCCGCCUCCCCCGGCUCUGCCAACUCCCUCCACCACCGUGUUCCCCAGCACUGGUACCUGGACUAUCCCGGCCACCACCAUCACCAUCACCUCGGAGACCUACGUGUGCGGUGCCACCUCGACCACUGUCCCCAGCGGCACCCACACCGUUGGUGGCGUGACCACCGUCGUUGAGACCUCCACCACCAUUGUCUGCCCCUACGCGACCACCUCGCCCUCUGGUACCACCGUGACCGACGUCAUCGAGACCACCACCUACAUCUGCCCAACCCCUGGUACCUACACCAUUGCUCCCAUCACCACUGUCGUGCCCGCCAGCACCACCAUUGUCUGGCCCACUCCUUCGACCAUCACCACUGGUACCUACACCCAGCCUGAGCAGACCGUCGUUGUGACCGAGACUUCCUUCACCUACACCUGCCCGGCUGCCACUGGCCUGCCCACCAGCAGCAGUGCUCCUCCCCCAGCUCCCGUCCAGACCACCACUUCUGCUGCUCCUCCUCCUCCCCCGGUUUCUACUACCUCCACCUCGGCCAGCGUUGCUCCCUCUCCUUCCAGCACCGGUGGCUCGUCCCCUGGAGGAUCUUCUCUCGGACAGGUCCCCGACUACGCCAUCACCUACACUGGCUACAACUCCGACUCUGGUUCUUGCUUGGAUGCUAGCCAGGUCAAGUCCGACCUCCAGAAGAUCAAGGGCAAUGGUUUCCACGCCGUCCGUCUCUACUCGACUGACUGCAACCAGCUGGAGACUGUCGCCAGCCAGGCCAUUGAGUUGGGCUUGAAGGCCAUUCUCGGUGUUUUCAUCAGCUCGGAGGGUAUCAGCUCUGGUACCAGCCAGGUUGAGGACAUUGUCAGCUGGGGUACUUCCAAUGGCUGGAAGAACAUUGAGUUCAUCGUUCUCGACAACGAGGCUAUCAUGGACAGUUACUGCACUGCCUCUGAGCUCGCCUCCUUUGUUACCAGCGCCAAGGCUACCAUCAAGGCCGCUGGUUACGAGGGUGCCUUCACCAUCUCGGAGCCUCUCAACGAGUGGCAACAGUAUGGCGAAACCUUCUGUGAGGUUGUCGACUUUGCCUCUUCCAACAUCCAGGCCUUCUUCAACGGUGCUGUGACCGCCGAGCAGGCCGGUUCUUUCGUUGCCGAGGAGGUUGCUCUGCUGAAGAAGAUCUGCCCCAAGAGCGACGUGGUCUUUGUCGGUGAGUCCGGCUGGCCCACCGCUGGUGACUCCAACGGCGUUGCCAUCCCCGGUGCCUCUGAGCAAAAGGCUGCCAUGGACGCUAUCCGCAAGGAGUGCGGUACCUUCACCGCCCAGUUCUCCUACUCCAGCGACAAGUGGAAGUCCCCAGGCUCUUACGGUGUUGAGCAAUUCUGGGGCCUUGCUGAUAUGUUGACCCUCUAA
Molecule: messenger RNA, 2013 nt
Organism: Talaromyces rugulosus
Lineage: Eukaryota; Fungi; Ascomycota; Eurotiomycetes; Eurotiales; Trichocomaceae
Exons: 4
Coding region: 1-2013 (670 amino acids)
Biological process (GO): cell wall organization
Cellular component (GO): extracellular region; cell surface; fungal-type cell wall
Molecular function (GO): glucan endo-1,3-beta-D-glucosidase activity; 1,3-beta-glucanosyltransferase activity
Source: RefSeq, a predicted model, not a curated record